This is a messenger RNA of Paraglomus brasilianum, 1614 nucleotides long. The record is from the annotation of a GenBank genome assembly. Lineage: Eukaryota; Fungi; Glomeromycota; Glomeromycetes; Paraglomerales; Paraglomeraceae.
AUGGAAGCCAGUCAAACAAUAUUACUUAAUGACUUCCUUAAUGCAACUGACUUUGUUUACAUGAAGUCAAGUAAUGAUUCAGACAUCCUGGAUGGAGAUAGUAUAAGUGGUGCAGCUGGAAGUAUUUUGUCUUGUAGUGAUAAUAAUAGUGAAAAUGUUAGAAAUGGUCUUGAUGAUUAUGAUGUUGGAUUUCAGGAAAGACCACCAGUAACAAUAACUGUUACUGACAAUAAUCUUACACCAUGCGUUGUUCUAGAUCUUAAUGAAAAUGGAGAAAUCCAACCCUGUCAUAAAUUAGCAAAAUAUCAGCGACCACUUACUAAUCUGAUUGGUGGACACUUUUAUAAAAAGGUUGGUAGUGGAAAUCAAUGUGAGAACCCAUGUAAAGACAAGCACAAUAAUGAUACUACAGACACACUCCAGCUUUUCAGCAGAUGGAUCAUGUAUGUUUCAACAACUGCUAAUGAAGAAAGAAAAAACAUCUUAUUAAGAUGGUUGUCCUCAAUUCUCAUUAUGUUCAAUAAAUCAGCGGUCCCACCAAUAGGUUAUGCUAAUCCAUUUAUAGUCAAGGCUGCACUGAAGAUAGGACAUGUUGACACUGAUAGUUUUACAACUGGGCUAUACAACUUCACACCUGAUGAAUCAGCUAAAAUGGGGAAAGCACUUGGAGCGGCCAUAUGGAAUUCUCGGUCAUGCAUACGUCAUAAUAAGAAAAAACUUGAAUCACCGGCAUCGCUUCAAGAAUAUGAAAAAGUAGACUCCCGAGAUAUAAGUAAUGAUGAUGAAUCUAUUGUCAAUAGUCUAUUUGGAGAAUCAGAGUUCACAGAACAGUGGUUUGAGACCUGUACAGAUGUCUUUCGUAAACUUCUGGAAACUGCAUGCACAGAUUAUGAAGCGCAUGACAUACUCGACAUUAUUCGAGAGAAGAUCUCAUCUGUCCAAGCAGAGAGGGAUCGGCUAAGCAUGCUUAUUUCUGAAUAUGUCGGAGAUGCAAUUAUGAUCAAAGAAGAAAGAGCAGUGAGAUCGAGAAAAGAGGCAUUAUGGAAAUUAGUCGCAGAGUUAUUAGAUGCAUUCAGUCAAUCAGAUCCAACAAAACAUGUCCUCUUCAAAAAUGCAAAGGAAAUGAAUGAUUCUGGCUUUCGAAUGUUAUUUACCUGUUAUGACGCUGGAGUACCGCGUUUGCAGGCAUUAUUACGACAAGACAUUUUAAAAACCGAAACAUGCUGUGUAAAAGGCCGCAGAGCGAAAAAUAUCGUCUCUCACAAAUUGGAAAAUCUUAUGGGCGAGAGAUCAGUUAAACGUAAAAGGGUAUAUCCAUUCGCCACGGAAGAAGUAGAAGAACGUGUAGUUAUACGCAAAACUGAAGCAUCACCUGAAAUCAUAACUCGUAUGAGACAGCAACAGCGACGAGCAACGAAUGAAAGGGCAAAGAAUAUCCUCAGAUCAAUUCUAGCAGAUCACCCAUUUCCACGCACAAGGGUUCCAUAUAUUCUGCAGCAACUCCGAGAUGAGGGAGAAGAAUGGACUGAGAAGCGUAUACAGAUAUAUUGGAAAAAUCAUAAUUAUAGAAAAAAGAAUGCUCAUCAAUCGUCCAGUGACAGUACUCUGGUUUGA